AUGGCUUCAAAAAUAUCUCCUUUCCGAAUAGUCGCUGCUGGGCUUACCCAGCCUGCGUGUAGGCGCGCCCCACGCUGCAUUCUACCUUUCUGUUCACAAUCUCAACCGAGCUCUCGACGAAGAAUAUCAUCUACCCACGCUUCUCGAGAACAGCAGGCUGUGUCAGCUGCAAUUCCACGAUGGCAGCAAACCCCACCUGCUAUGAAAGCUCCAGUCAGGUUGCGUGAAUCUCCGAAUAGUACCGAAUUCAAGGUCAAUUCCGACCCUGCGGUACUGGACAACUUCUAUUUGCGAAUGCUAGGGAAAGACGGAGACAAAUUACUGUCUGAAGAAGUUAAAUGGCAAGCAGUCACGCAUAAAAGUUUUGAUCAGGGGAGGAGAGGGUUUAAUGACCGACUGGCCUAUUUUGCAUCCCUCGCCCUCGUCCAGAAUCCCGCAGCCUACGCCCCAUCAGCAAAGGCGGAUCCGUUUGGAAGACAGCCGUACGAGUCUCCUGCCCUUAAGGGACUUGAAGUUUUAUCUCAGGACACGAGGUCCCGAUUGACAGGGAGGAGGGAAAUGGCAGCACUAGCCAGACAUUAUGGCAUUAAUGAUGUUAUGAGAUGGGUACCGAGAAAGCAACACAAUCUGACUGAAUCUGGGGUUGACACGAUAUACACCCAUGCUAUGUAUGCGAUCGUCGGAGCCAUUGCACUUGAAAACGGAAGCAAGGUCGCAAACGAGAUAGUCCGGGAUAGAAUCCUGAAACCCCUGGGCUUCCAACUCGGAAGCGCCUAA
Molecule: messenger RNA, 777 nt
Organism: Microsporum canis CBS 113480
Lineage: Eukaryota; Fungi; Ascomycota; Eurotiomycetes; Onygenales; Arthrodermataceae
Product: RNase III domain-containing protein
Exons: 3
Coding region: 1-777 (258 amino acids)
Biological process (GO): mitochondrial translation; RNA processing
Cellular component (GO): mitochondrial large ribosomal subunit
Molecular function (GO): ribonuclease III activity; structural constituent of ribosome
Source: RefSeq, a predicted model, not a curated record